This is a messenger RNA of Gaeumannomyces tritici R3-111a-1, 1176 nucleotides long. RefSeq lists its product as hypothetical. Bases 1 to 993 code for a protein of 330 amino acids. Lineage: Eukaryota; Fungi; Ascomycota; Sordariomycetes; Magnaporthales; Magnaporthaceae. The record is from RefSeq and is a predicted model, not a curated record. The transcript has 3 exons.
AUGAACAACACGACUGAUAUUCCAAAUAUUUAUUACGCGGGUGAGAGUGACCCAAAUGGUCGCAUAAUCUUUUGGUUUGCCAUUGUAUUUGCCAUCGUUCUUGUGACGAUUCCUCUCAUCAGCUGUCUACUGGUCUGGUCCGACCAACGUCGACAAGAAGCGGCCGCUCUCGACAAGGGGGAUAAUAAUCCCAGCCGCACCAACGAGCACCAUCCCCAGCGCGCCGACUACACCAGCCUGCCAUCAGAGGCCACCCUCGUAGCUCUCCAUUCUCUCCGGCACCGCAAGUCCCUCCCCGAGCUUUCCGUGGACGCAGACCUCGACGCGGGGGAGCGCCGACAGCGAGAAACGUCGGCUCAGCCGUCAUCAGCACCCACGGAGCCCCUCUGCGCCAGGCCGCCUCUGAGCAUUCCGCAUCCCCAGCCAGCAACAGCAGCAGCAGCAGCAGCAGCAGCAGCAGGCAUGGAGGCGAAUCCUCCUCCCUUCGGCUCGGGCCCGCGGCUGCAGCGGCGCGUCGAGGCUGACGUGCCAACGCCGGGCGUCAUGGCCAUCAUAGUGCUGUCCGUGCUCGCCUUCAUAUUUGCCCUCUCGUGCGGCUUCGCCCGGCUGCGGCGCGACGCUGUCCUGUUCCAGCGGGCCGCCGAGGACCAGCGGGCGGACCGGCGGGAGCAGCGGGAGCGGCUGCGGACCGCGCGGCGGGAGGAGAGGGCGGCCUCGCGCAGGGGCCAGUACGCGGGGGCCAGCGACCCGGCCCUCGCCGGGCCCAGCAGCGCCGCUGCCGGCGAGGGGCCCAGUAGUGACGCCGGGGGGUGGUCGUCGCCCAUCGUCGUCGUCGCGGAGCCGCCGCCUGUCCACCACCGCCGCAGGCGUCAGAGGGGGGACUCGGUGGAUGUGGAUAUUGAGAUGCAGAGUCAGGCCGGCCCGAGCCGUGGGCAGAGUCACCCUCGCAGCCCGCGUAGUCGUAGCCACCAUGGGAGCAGCAGCCUUGAUUAAGACACGGGCUCGUUAGAGGGAGAGGUUUACAUAUUUAUCACGGUGCUGGGAAUGCUUGGUAAUGGUUUCAUUUACACUCCAUAGCUGCUUUGCGGCGUGGGAUUUGUAUCUAGGCCCCGAAAUAAGCAACAUAUCUUAUUACAAAAUAUACCCUGAGAAAAUAUUAUACAGCCUUGGAAACAG